Molecule: messenger RNA, 1808 nt
Organism: Rhododendron vialii
Lineage: Eukaryota; Viridiplantae; Streptophyta; Magnoliopsida; Ericales; Ericaceae
Exons: 3
Coding region: 683-1357 (224 amino acids)
Source: RefSeq, a predicted model, not a curated record
AGAAGAACCGUUAAUUUUGAUUCGGUUACUGGUUCUCAAUUAAUGAACCGUAGUUAGAACCAAAUCGGACCGUUUAAAACUAAGAUAAAUAUAGAUAUACAUAUGUGUGUAAUUAAAUAUGUAUUUGAAUUUGGUAGGUUAAUCAUUUCCUUGCUAAACUUAAUUUAUUUAGAGAUAAAAUUUCAUUUAUUAAGAAAGCUUUUAUUUUCUUCAUUCAUUUCCUAUUUCAGCAGAUUAUCUUCCUAUUUCUUUAAUUUUAUGAGUUCAUAUUUUGUGAAUAAUUGUUUGAAUGCUUAUUGGAUAGAACCGGAACUGAACCAAAACCAGACCGGUCUUGCGGUUUGGUUCUGGUUAGGUUCCAUGUAUAUAUUGGUUAGGUUUUGGUUCCUAAUUUUUAAUAACCGUUUGAAAUGGUCCGAUUACUGAUUUUCUAGAGAACCAGACCAAUCCGGACCGUGUACAUCCUGUCGAGAACGAUAGCCAGUAGUAAACAACAACUGUUCUGUUCCUAAUCCCCGAACAGGAGACGGAUCUCUUUGAUCCCAACUCCUUGUACGUAAUGGAACUAUUGUACUUCCUUGUUCUGUUCCUAAUCCGAACAGGGGACGGAUCUCUUUGAUCCCAACUCCUUGUAUAUAAUAAUGGAACUCUUGUGGAGUACUUCCUUAGUUUCAAAAGAAACAUGGAUCGUGCAACAGCUCUUAAGGUUCUUCUUUUCGAAUCAAUGUUCUGUUUAGGGUACACAGCGAUGAUGACUUUAGUAUUUCUUGGUCUCUCAGUCAUGGCUUCAGGAGCCGGGCUUGUUGGAUACGUACUUGGUGAUGAGUACUGCUUUCCGGCCGUAUCAGAAAUAACUUUGGUGGUUUCUCUUCCCCGUAGCCUUAUUGCUUGGUGCCUUUUGUGCUUCAUCGUGUCGGCUGGUUGUUGUCGUAUUACAAUCCUAUGGCUACGCUCUAACAGUACCAAACUCGAAGAAUCCAUCGCAAAAUCACGCGGCACAACUCGUUUUUUGGGUCGCGUGGCAUGGGCUUUCGUAGUGGGCCUGCUUGUCCUCAGAGAAGAUCUGUUUUCCACUGUGCUUCUUUCUGCCAUGUCUACGACGCUUGUGUCUGCGUUCAAGUUGAUCGCAACUCCCUGUGAUGCAUGGUUGGUCUCAUCGUGCUUGGUGGUUCAAUCUGUUGGUGUUCCAUAUAUUUUCCUUCUUGUGGGCGAUUCCUUCCUGGCAAUUGUUGCCAUCUCCGUUCUGCCACUGGCAUUGCUUGCCCUUCUAAUUCCGCAGGAUGAUACACUCUAUUGGCAAAAAGCUCAUAAAUUCCAGGACCUCUCUGAUUUGCCAGAUGAACUUAAGGAGGUGUAGAGUAGACGAAUUUUAUCCUGUUCAUGUUUGAAGAAGUUUGAUGUGUGGCCCGGGCUUGUUCGUGUUGACUACAUGCCGUGCCAUGUUGAUCUAGCUGCAUUAAGAGGGGUGGGAAGUAUGUGGAACUUGUUAACCUUGUUCCUUGGAAAGAAAAUUCCCAGUCUUCUGGUUUCUAAGUAACUAUUAGAAGUUUAGAAAGUAUGCGACUCCAGAAAUUAUGGUUUUCAUCAAGCAAAAAGCGUUGCUUAUGUGCUCUACAAUAACAUAUGGUCUUCUUUUCUCCAGAGUUUUGUGACCAAUUUUCACAAGGAUUUUAUUAUCUGCACAUUUAUCUUUUUCGUUACUUGACAUGCGUUUACUUUGUGUUCUUUUCAAAUUAGAUUCUAUGCAUGUCUGAGAUGAGAAUUGCCCUUAUAAUUAUGCAAAAACUUUUUGACAGGCUUGACAAAGU